This is a messenger RNA of Engraulis encrasicolus (European anchovy), 1944 nucleotides long. RefSeq names its product lipoic acid synthetase (gene lias). Bases 75 to 1241 code for a protein of 388 amino acids. The transcript has 11 exons. The record is from RefSeq and is a predicted model, not a curated record. Gene Ontology annotation, molecular function: 4 iron, 4 sulfur cluster binding; lipoate synthase activity. Gene Ontology annotation, cellular component: mitochondrion. Gene Ontology annotation, biological process: lipoate biosynthetic process. Lineage: Eukaryota; Metazoa; Chordata; Actinopteri; Clupeiformes; Engraulidae.
AGAAGCAAUCGACAGAUGAAGUGUUGUCAUUGACAUAACAUAAGAGAGCCUUGGAGGGCUGCCUUGGCAAAGUCAUGGCGCUGGUGAAACAAAGUUGUGUUGUCGCAGGGCAGUUCACACGCAAUCGGCUUCUUUGUCAGUCAAGGUGGAUUGAUGGUUCUCACAUUUAUACCAGUGGUUUCACCACGGCCCCGAAUGCUUCUCACACUGUGAAGGAUCGCAAGAAGCAGUUGAGUGAGGACGGGCCAGAUUUGCAAGACUUCAUAUCGGGAGAACUGACAGACAAGGAGCGAUGGGAUGAAUAUCGUGGCAACUUGAAGCGUCAGAAAGGAGAAAGGCUACGACUGCCCCCUUGGCUGAAGACCGAGAUCCCUAUUGGCAAAAACUACAACAAAUUAAAGAACACACUUAGAGACCUAAAUUUACACACGGUGUGUGAAGAGGCAAGAUGUCCAAAUAUUGGAGAGUGUUGGGGAGGAGGAGAAUAUGCCACAGCCACUGCCACAAUUAUGUUGAUGGGGGACACGUGCACGCGUGGAUGCCGCUUUUGCUCUGUAAAAACAGCCCGUAAGCCUCCAGCCUUGGAUCCCAAUGAACCAGAGAAUACAGCAAAAGCCAUUGCUGCUUGGGGGUUGGACUAUGUGGUUUUAACCUCAGUUGAUAGGGACGACAUACCAGAUGGCGGUGCAGCGCAUUUUGCGCAGACAGUGGUAAACCUGAAGCAGAGGAGUCCAAAUCUGCUGGUUGAAUGUCUGACCCCUGAUUUUCGUGGUGACUUGAAUGCAGUGGAGAAACUUGCCAUGUCAGGCCUGGAUGUGUAUGCCCAUAAUGUGGAGACUGUCCGGGCGCUACAGAGAUUUGUGCGGGACCCUCGGGCAAAUUUUGAUCAGUCGCUGGCUGUCCUGCGCCAUGCCAAAGCUGUGAAUCCCACUAUCCUCACGAAGACGUCCAUCAUGCUCGGACUGGGAGAGACUGAUGCUCAAAUACAUUCAGCCAUGGAAGAACUGCGUGAUAAUGGAGUAGACUGUUUGACUCUGGGCCAGUAUAUGCAGCCAACUAAACGUCACCUAAAGGUGGAGGAGUAUGUCACCCCAGAACAAUUUGCUCACUGGGAAAAGGUUGGAAAGGAAAUGGGCUUUGCCUACACAGCAAGUGGUCCGCUUGUGCGCUCGUCAUACAAAGCAGGUGAAUUCUUCCUGAAGAAUCUUCUGGAAAAGAGGAAGGCGUCUGCAGCAGAAUGAUGUGGUUGUUCCCACAUCAAAUGCCUGUCCUUCAUAGCUCUGUCACAGUUACUUGUAAUUACUAAUACACCAGCUUCAGUAUACAGAAACAAUAUUUCAAUCUCCACAAUAUACUUAGAGUAAGUUUAAUGUGCCAUCUGUUGAACUUACAACAUAACACUAAGGUUCAUAAUAUAUUCUACGUUAGACAUAAAACAAGUAGUGUAACGAAAAAACAAGAGUACAUCCUAGUGAGUGCCUCAGAGAAGGCUAGAAGGAAGAAGUAGAACAAUUCAAACACAAGUUGAGUGAAUACAGUUUUCAGUCAGGCAAAUUAUUAUUUUUCAUGAAACAAUAUACCACACAUAGCGGUGAAUGAUGGGUGGGUGUCAUCCACUUAAGAAGCCUCUCCUAAACCCCCAGUCACAGAAAAGCCCACCUUGAGUUUGCCAGGGACAAAAAUGAAGGCCACUGAGACUCCAUACUCUGGAGCCAUGCCCAAGACCAAUCUUUUUGGGGUUCAUGGCAUAAAAAUUGUAUGGUUUUGGACAAAUUAAUACUAAGAAAAAUGCAUAGUGGCUACGGUGAAACCAGGUAGGGAUAUUGCCCUUAAAUGGGGCUGUGUGAUUGCUGUUGUUGUUUGAGAGCUGUAUUCGUGGAUGGAAUCAUGAACACAUACUGUAUGUAUUGAUCUACGAAUAGCAAAGAUGUCUCCAUCACUCUA